AGUUUCAAAUAUAACUAUGCAUAUAAUAUCUGAGCUUAUAUAUGAUACAAAUUCCGGAUUAAUUAUGCGAAGACCGCCUGUAACCGAAAAAAAAAAAAAGUAUAAGGAGACUGGCUCUAUUCCCUCUCGUCCUCCCACUGUUGACAAGCUACUUUUAAUUUGGAGAGGGAAGUGCAGGCAGGCACCUGCGUGCGUGGAAUGAUAAAAGAAAUUGGGUCAAUAAUAAAUAGAAGUGUUGGAUGCAAGGAGCUUCUCCUUCUUUUGGCGAAAAAGAGGCAAAAAAGAACAAAAAAAAGAAAAAGGUACAUUUCUCUCUCAAAGUAGCUCUCAUUGAUCAGAGCCGCAUUACUCAUCCCCAUCAUGUUUGCUCCUAACGACAACAACAGCAGCAGCAACAUCAACAACUGGCCGGUCAAGCUGAGCCCCAAUCUCCAACCCUUUGUUCCCCCACCUUCCUCCUCCUCUCCUCCUGCUUGUUCAUCCCAUCCCUUCCCUCCUUUCAGUUACAACCACCAAGAUCCGCUUACACAUGAUCAUCAGUUCCUGCUGCUCAACCAUGAAACUCUAUCUAACAACAAUUACAUGGGUCCUUUCCAUGAAAACAGCCCGAAUUUCGCAAUUUUCAGCUCAUCGUCAUUUCCUCCACCGCCGAACGCAGCUCAAGCUGCAAAGAAAGACAGGCACAGCAAGAUCUGCACGGCGCAGGGAGUGAGGGACCGGAGGGUGAGGCUGUCCAUAGGCAUUGCCCGGGAGUUCUUCGAUCUCCAGGACAUGCUUGGGUUCGACAAGGCCAGCCAAACCCUAGAGUGGCUCCUCACCAAGUCCAAGAGAGCCAUCAAGGAGGCUGCUAGGGCUAAGGAGCAGCAGACAGGGAGAGCAGGAGCAGCAGCUUACCCUGCGGGGUCAGAAAAAGAAGCAGCAGCAGAUGACUCGAAGGGAUCAUCAUCAGAUCUAACUAUUUCUAAGGAGGAGAUGCCACAAGAAGAAGUGCUUAAUAAUAUUCAUGAGCUGAUUCGGGGGAAAGAUGAGGACUCUUGGGCAAAUGCUAGGGCAAGGGACAGGGGGCGAGCGAAAAGAGAGAAGACUUACUGCUGUGUGAGCCCUAACAGCAAUGGCGUUGUAGUGCACCAUCACCAAUCGAUUAGGGAUCACUCAAAUUCAAGUUCGUCGAGCCAAUUAGUCAAACCUAGUCAAUAUCAUCUUUACUCGUCAUUAGCUCCUCCUAACAGCAAUGGUGUUGUAUUGCACCAUCACCAAUCGAUUAGGGAUCACUCCAAUUCAAGUUCGUCAAGCCAAUUAGUCAAACCUAGUCAACAUCAUCUUUACUCAUCAUUAGCUCCUCCUGGUGGCGACGACCUUCCUCCACUGAACACUGAAGACAGCAAGAAGAAUGACUUCUCCCUUCCGGCCCAAAAUUGGGACAUCAACUACAACUCAAUGGUCCUGCAGCCAUCAAGCUUCGGAGAGCCAUACAUAUGACAUGUUAUGUCUGCAGCUAUCUCCUGAAACUGGUCUGAUAUUCUGAGGAACUUCUUGUUCCCUUCCAGAAGCUUUUAUAUCCAUCAAUGACAAAGUAUUAGCUGACAUGCAUCUACUAAUUGGAUGUAUGCAACUUAGGGCUUUCAGGGUGCAGGUUUUCCUCCUUUCUCAGUUUCCAUGUAUGUGUUAUAUAUUAAGUCUUAAUUGCGUAUUGAAUUAUGAUGCUGCAACUGCGUGUUUUUACGCAUCAGAGCUAUAUGUAUAUAGAUAUGUAUGUACUAAUGAUUGAUGUCUACUUCAGAAUCUCAUAAAUAAAU
Messenger RNA from Punica granatum (pomegranate), 1796 nucleotides. NCBI's taxonomy places the organism in Eukaryota, Viridiplantae, Streptophyta, Magnoliopsida, Myrtales, Lythraceae. The record is from RefSeq and is a predicted model, not a curated record.